This is a messenger RNA of Pristis pectinata (smalltooth sawfish), 4242 nucleotides long. RefSeq names its product mannan-binding lectin serine protease 1-like. Gene Ontology annotation, molecular function: serine-type endopeptidase activity; calcium ion binding. Gene Ontology annotation, cellular component: blood microparticle; extracellular region. NCBI's taxonomy places the organism in Eukaryota, Metazoa, Chordata, Chondrichthyes, Rhinopristiformes, Pristidae. Gene Ontology annotation, biological process: complement activation; zymogen activation. The record is from RefSeq and is a predicted model, not a curated record.
UGGCGCUCGGCGGGGAGCCUCAGACGCGACCGAAUUUUAUUUUCUGAGGAGCCGCCGAGCGAGGCCGAGGAUGGGCUGCUUCUGGUUGUUUGUGCUGUGCCUCUUGCCUCCAAGUGGAGCAAAUGUUACUGAGCUGGUUGGGAUGUUUGGACAGAUUCAGUCUCCCAAUUAUCCGGAGGGUUAUCCGAGUGAUACAGACAUGACCUGGAACAUCACGGUGCCCAUCGGAUUCAGAAUCAAACUCUACUUCAUGCAUUUUGACCUUGAGCCCUCCUACCUCUGUGAAUACGACUACGUGAAGGUCACGUCUGGUGAUAUGCUGGAGACGUUCUGUGGCCGAGAGAGUACAGACACUGAAAAAAUCCCAGGCCGAGACUCUGUCCUCUCCUCUGACAAUACCAUGACUGUCUUAUUCAAGACAGAUUUUUCCAAUGAGGAGCGGUUCACUGGCUUUGAAGCUCACUAUGCUGCCAUUGAUGUCGAUGAGUGUGUGGAGAAAUUGGAUGAAUCUUUGGCCUGUGACCAUUUUUGUCACAAUUACAUCGGUGGAUUUUACUGUUCUUGUAGAUUUAGCUACAUCCUUCAUUCAGAUAAUCGGACCUGCAAAGUUGAGUGUAGCGACAACGUAUUCACAGAAAGAUCAGGAAUAGUCACGAGCCCAGACUAUCCCAAUCCAUACCCCAAGAGCUCAGACUGUUUGUACCGCAUUGAACUGGAAGAUGGAUUUCUCAUCACGUUGGAGUUUGUUGAUGUCUUUGAUCUAGAAGACCACCCAGAUGUGCUGUGCCCUUAUGACUAUCUGAAGAUUAAAGCCGGAAUGAAGGAGUUUGGCCCUUUCUGUGGUGAUAAGAGUCCUGGAAAGAUUGUGACAAACAGCAGCAGUGUCCAGGUUCUCUUUCACACCGAUGAUUCAGGAGAUAACCGCGGCUGGAAAUUUGCCUUCACGUCAGUUGGCAAUCCUUGUCCUGUCGUCCAGCCACCCCUCAAUGGCAAAGUUGAACCUCUCCUGGAGCAUUAUUCAUUCAAAGAUCAAGUCCAGAUUCGAUGCAACGCUGGAUUUAAAUUUGUGAAGGGUGGUGACGAGGUAGAAGCCUAUCAGAUUGAAUGCCUGAAAUCGGGGACAUGGAGCAGUGGAAUUCCUACCUGUAAAGUUAUAGACUGCGGAAAUCCACGGGCACUGGAGGAUGGAUCCAUCACGUUCCAUUCAAAGGACAACCUCACACUGUUUGGGAGUCAGAUUGAUUAUUCGUGCCAUGCCUUGUUUUACCGGAUGGAGCCAGAACUGAACAGUACGUACACGUGUAUGGAGAACAGCUUUUGGGUAAACGAUGAACUGGGUACAGAUCUCCCUACCUGUCAUCCAGUCUGUGGGAAGCCCGUCCGACCCUUGCCUUCUCUCAACAAACGGAUUAUUGGAGGGUUGACCGCCCGUCCAGGCUCCUUCCCCUGGCAGUUACUGAUGGUGGUGGAGGAUAUGACCCGAGUCCCAAAGGACAAGUGGUUUGGGAGUGGGGCCUUGCUUUCCAGAAGGUGGGUAUUGACAGCAGCCCACGUGUUGCGGUCUCAGAGACGUGACAACUCCAUCACUCUGGUACCCAGUGAAUAUGUCACCAUCUAUCUGGGGCUGCACAAUGUCCAUCAAAAGGAAGAUGCUGUGAAGAGAACGGUGGAAAAAAUCAUUAUUCACAAAGCCUUUGAUCCCAGGACUUACAACAAUGACAUUGCUUUGGUAAAGAUGAAGGAGAAGGUGUCUAUGAAUGAUUUUGUGAUGCCCUUGUGUUUACCCAGCCUUAAGGAAACAGAAGGACCACUGCCAAACACUCUAGGGGUGGUGGCUGGGUGGGGCAUCACCAACCCUAACCUGACAAUUGAUGAUGGCCUUGGAAGUGAUCAGGCAACACUCUCAGAUAUCCUGCAGUAUGUGAAGCUGCCAGUCACACUUCAGGCAGAGUGUAGGAGCAGCUAUGAGUCACGUUCCGACACCUACAAUGUGACAGAUAACAUGUUCUGUGCUGGCUACUAUGAAGGUGGGAGAGACACGUGUCUGGGGGACAGCGGAGGGGCAUUCAUUACCUUUGAGCCAACCACCCAAAGCUGGGUAGCUCAAGGUCUGGUGUCCUGGGGUCCCGAAAAAUGUGGCAGCAAACGUGUCUAUGGGGUUUACACAAAGGUUUCCAAAUAUACCAAGUGGCUAAUGGAGAAAAUGAGCAAUUCCUCUGAAUGAUGGCUGGUGCCAGAGUGUAAACAACACUGGGGGGAAAUGUUGAAUAACCUUCCCAAAAGAUUCUGCACACAGGUCUGGGUACUGAGGGAUACUCAGCCAGGGUUAGGGCUUUGAAUAUAAAAACAAGGAAGUCAUGCAAAAUCAAGUCACUGGUUAGGCUUCAGCUAGAGCAUAGUGUCCAGUUCUGGACACCAGGAGGAAUGUCAAGGCCUUAGAGAAGGUACAAAGGAAAGUAAGUAGAAUUAUAUCAAGGAUAUUGGAGUGAAUUAUGUGCAGGGACUGGGGAAAGCAAGACUGAUCUUAUUGGAGAAUAGCCUUGAGUAGGAGCAAGGUAUUCAAAACUGAGGGAUUCCAACCAAGCAACUGGGGUGGGAUUGUCUUCUCUACUGCUGGUGGAAUAGUCUGAGUAAUUCACAAAUGAAGAGGAGUGUGGAGAAACUUCUUCACAUAGAGUGGUGUUGUGAUCUGCAAUAGAUCGUCAGAAAAGGGGAGUGGAAUCAGAUUCCACAGGAAGUUUCAGCAGGAAGAGACGUUGUUGAGGAGACAUGAUCAGUAGGUUGGGGAGAAGGUUGGGGUGCGUGACAUUUGGACAGCUCUUUCACACUAGCAUAGAUACAAUGGGCUGAAUGGCCUUCUGCUGCAGUGUGGGAUUCAGUGGUUCCAGGAUGGGUUCUUGGUACGAGUUCAUGAUGCCCGGGAGAAGGAAAUCAGUCCGUGCCUGUCUUGGUCCAUUGUGAUUCCAGAUGAACAACAAUAUUGUUGACUAAACUGAGCAUUGUAUUGUGUAGAGCUGUGAUCACUAUACUUAAGCAAGAUGCGUCUGCACUGGAAGCAGUGCAGAGAAUGUUCAUUGGCUUGUUGCUUGGGAUUAAGGAGUUGAUUUAUGAAGGGAGGUUGAGCAGGUUGGGCCUGUAUUCAUUGUUUUAGAAAAACAAGAGGUGAUCUUAUUGAAACAAGAGGAUCUAAAGGAGACUGAAAGGGUGGAUGCUUUCUCUAGUGGGGGAUAUCCAAAACAGGGGGGCAUAGUUUUAGAAUAAGGAGUCACACAUUUCAAAUUGGACGAAUUUCUUCUCUUAGACUUGUGGAUCUCUGGAAUCCUCUCCCUCAGAGAGCUGUGGAGGUAGAGUCAUAUAUAUUCAGUGUGGAGAUUAUCAGACAUUUGAACUACGAGGAAGUCACAGGGUAUGGUUUUGGUUUACCAAGAUACGGUGAAAAGCUUUUGUUUGUGUGCUUACAGACACAUGCCAUACAUAAAUACAUCAAGAUAGUAUAUAGGAAAACAGUGCAGAAUAUAGUGUAGCAGCUACAGAGAAAGUGCAGUGCAGGUAAACAAAUAAAGUGCAAGGGCCACAAUGAGGUAGAUUGGGUGAUCAAGAGUUCAUCUUUUAGCAUGUAAGAGGUCCAUUUCAAGAGUCUGAUGUCAGCAGGAUAGAAAUUGUCCUUAAGACUGGUGGUUUGUGCUCUCAAGCUUUUUGUAUCUCCCGCUCAACAGGAGUCGGGGGGUGGGGGGUGGAGAAGAGAGAAUGACUGGGAUGGAAGGGGUCAUUCAUUAUAUUGGCCGCUUUCCCAAGGCAGCGUGGUGUAGGUGAGUCAAUGGAGGGGAGGCUGGUUUGUGUGAUGACUGGUCUGUCUAAAGGGAGAGACCAGGAAAGUGGUGCUGAGGCCAAGAUUGGAUCAGCCAUGAUUAUAUUGAAUGAUGAAGCAAGUUCGAGGGGUUGAUUGUCCUACUCCUGCUCCUGGUUCUUAUGUUCUCAUGAAGCCCUAGCACAUCACUCCUUUCAAGAGCAAUUCAAGAUGGGAACUAAAUGUUGACCUUGCCAACAACACCCAGGAAUAAAAGCAUGAAAAAAAAACAUAAUUUGACAUAAUAUGUACAGCACCAAAACACCCACUCAGCCCUAUUGGUGAGCACCAGUGUUGUAAUCAUACAAGUCUGUUCUCGUAUUAAGAAAUCCCUCUAAUCUUAUCUCCCUUGUGUGCUUAUCCAACUGCAUCUGAAAUGUAUCAUUGCUGGUCGC